Molecule: messenger RNA, 1940 nt
Organism: Penaeus monodon (black tiger shrimp)
Lineage: Eukaryota; Metazoa; Arthropoda; Malacostraca; Decapoda; Penaeidae
Source: RefSeq, a predicted model, not a curated record
ACUUCUACGCUAGCACUUGCAGUGAACACAGCUAUUUCAAAGUUCAUCUUCUUAUUAAUAUUUUUUAAUACAUUUGUAUAAAGAAAGAAAGAGCAAAAUGGCCCCAAUUCAGAACCACUUCUCUUCUCACGUUGAAGAUAACACAAGCAGUGCGAGCAGCAAGACCUUCACGGCCAGCAGCUCCUUCCACGCGGUCAAAACGUCUUCAUCCCAGAACAGUGCAAUUUCCAGUGAAAGCAAAACAGCCACGAACAGUGAUCAGUCACAGAAACACAUCUCACACCUUGAAAACCAGGAUGACCGAGAGGUAAUGCUGCCCAUCAUCUCACGGGGUCAUUUUCACCACGACUCCUUCUUCGAGAAUCUCCGCCAGCAGUUCGAUACAGCCGUGAGAGACAUGCUGGAUCAGUGGAAUUCACGGUCAUCCUUCGAGGACGACCUUCUUUCCUACAGACGAAUGCGAGAUCUCAACCUCACAGAAGACAAUCAGGCCCUUUCCGUCAGCCAAGACAACACGUCGCAUCAGGUCGUGAUUGACGUGCGCGACUUCAUGGACGGCGACAUCAAGGUGAAGGUGGUGGACGACAGCGAACUAGUGAUAGAAGGCAACGUCGAGAAGCGACAGGAUGGCGCCGUCUCGAAGAACACUUUCUGUCGACGAUUCUCAUUCCCGGGUCUCUUGAGCGAAGACACUGUGUCCUCGUCCAUGUCGGCAGAUGGAGUUCUUACCGUCACUGUUCCAAAGAAGAGUUCCUUGACAAACAAGGAUGGCCAAACUAUCAAAAUCACUACCUCGCAUAAAAAGUCUGCAGAUGCUACAAAUACACUCAAGGAUAUCACAAACAACGUCGAAGCGAAAGAAGUUAGUGUCGAAGGAAAAACAUCAAAAUCGUCUCGAGUGAACGUGCAACAAGAUCAGGCUCAGUCGACGGAGUCUCAGAACACGCAGACUUCGAGCGACUCGACGGAGACCAGGCCACUUGCUCCCUUCCACCUUCCCAUUUCCGAAAGAGGGCCUUUCUUCUGCGAUUCCUUCUUCCAGGACACUCGACACCAAUUCCAAGAAGCCGUCGACCAAGUUCUCAAAGAGUGGGGACAACUGGACUCUGCGAGCGACCACAUGAACAUGUACAGGAACUUGCGAAAGCAUAACUUGCAGGAAGAGAACCAAGCCGUCGCCUUCAACGAGGACCACCAGUGUUAUAAGAUUGUGGUGGAUGUGCAAGACUUCAAGGAAGGCGACGUCAAGGUCAAGGUGGUGGACGAGAAUGAGCUAAUAAUCGAAGGCAAUUUGGAGAUCAAGCGAGACGAUUCCGUGUCCAGCAAGAGUUUCUUCCGCCGUUUCUGCUUCCCAGGACUCGUGAGUGCCGACACCAUGACGUCCGGGAUGUCAUCUGACGGCAUCCUCACUGUUACUGUACCAAAGACAACACCGGGAUCCAAGGCCAGUGCGUUUUCUGAAGCGUCAAAAUCUCAGUGCCUUCCCAUCUCUUCGAAGGGUCAGUUCUUCUUUGAUUCCUUCUUCAAAGACGUUCGUAAGGACUUCGAAACGGCUGUCAAUGAAGUCCUCAACAGGCAUGAUAUUAUGGGGCGUGCAAACGACGAACUCUCCUGCUACCGAAGUCUACGGGAACGUGAGCUCAAUGAUGAGACUCAGGCGAUGAAGACAACAGAAGAUCAAAACGGAUUUAAAGUAGUGUUAGACGUCCACGACUUCAUGAACGAAGACGUCAAAGUGAAGGUGGUGGAAAACAAGGAGGUGGUAGUGGAAGGUCGUGCGGAGAAGAACGACGGAACCUUGAGGUCAAGCAAGAGCUUCUGUCGACGUUUCACUUUUCCUGGCGCAGUAGACAUGAAUGCUGUCACUUCAGCAAUGUCUUCCGACGGUGUCCUCACCAUCACUGCACCCAAAAUUUAAGACAGAAUACUAGAUAUUUUAA